Oryzias latipes (Japanese medaka) is the source of this 2061-nucleotide messenger RNA. It is a transcript of the gene fez2a, whose product is annotated as fasciculation and elongation protein zeta 2a. Gene Ontology annotation, cellular component: cytoplasm; axon. Lineage: Eukaryota; Metazoa; Chordata; Actinopteri; Beloniformes; Adrianichthyidae. The record is from RefSeq and is a predicted model, not a curated record.
UGGAGCAUCGGGUGUUGCUCUCAUCCUGGAUGUCACCGCUAGUGGGCCGCUGCAGAAGCACCGCUACCCGGUCCGGCCUCGCCUCAGGCCCGCGGAGAGGAUGAGGUGGCCCGCCAGCUCCGUGGCCGCAGACUCUCCUUCCACCUGACUGACUAGCAUGGUCGGGCUAUGGCGGAACCGAGCGAGCAUUGGGACGACGGAGGACUGAAUGUGGGCCAGGAAGACUCGCCGCCCCAGAGAGGCCGUUUGUCCGCCGAGGCGGGAGAGGCAGCGAGCCGGGAUGGCGAGGACGUCCGCCGGCGCCGCGGAGACCUCUCACCGGGAGGACCCGUCCGCCGAAGGAGCGUCGAGGACGCGGGGCUGGAGCCUCCAGACAGCGCGGAGACGGACAGCAGGGCUCCGGAGAUCACGGAGGACAAGCUGCUGGAGACAGACGAAAUCUGGAAUGCUCUUACCGGUAGCUUCAACCACAACGCGCCUCUGGAAUGGGAACAGAAUUGCUCCGUCUGCAUCUCCACAUUCAACUUGGAGGAGAACCCGAGAAAAGCGGCCUUUUUGGCGGAGCUGUCCGGUGAGGAGGAGCUGCAGGAGCAGCUGGACACGCGCUCCAUCAUCGCCCCGUGCCUUUCAGAGGAGCCGCUCAUGACGGCGGAGCAGGUGAUCGAGGAGAUUGAGGAGAUGAUGCAGGACUUGUCCGAGCACAAUCCCUCACAGUCAGAUUUCUCCACACUCCCCCUGGAGGUCCAGAGGUGCAGCCCUGGCUUUGAGGAGCGCUUGAGGGCAUCGAGCGUGUCAGAGCUGAUGUGGUGUCUGGAGGAGACGAAGAGGAACACCCAGAGGUUUUCAGAGGAGCUGGUGCAGCAGCUGGCCAUGAGGGAUGAGCUAGGCUUUGAGAAGGAGGUGAAAAACUGUUUCAUCUCGGCACUCAUUGACGUGCAGAACCGACAGAAGGAGCACCGGGAAGCCCUGAGGAGGAAAAAGAAGCUUAAAGGAGGGACGGCGCAGGGCCCUUCAGAGAGAACUUCGCGCUUCAGCAUGGAGGGACUCUCCUCUGUCAUUCAGAACAGCUUCAAGCAAACCUUUGGGAGUGGUUGCAGUGAAAGACAGUAUUUGACCACAGUCAUCCCCUAUGAGGGGAAAGGUCACCCUCCGUCUGUCGAAGACCUUCAGGUCCUGACGAAGAUUCUGCAAGCUAUGAGAGACGACAGCGACAAAGUGCCCAGCCUGCUGACAAAUUAUAUUCUCAAUGCUGUGGUCUGAGCUAGUGGAGAGGAGAUGGAGAGUGCUUUGCCCGACAUGAACCAGCUGGACUGACUCCUGAUUGUUUACCAGAUGAAGAAGACUCAUUGCAAGCACACUUAAUUUAUUCUGGUUUGAGCUGGUUUGUGUGUGUCAUUUUGUUAUUACAUGUACAUGUUGACCUUGUUUUUCUGGCGUUGAAUUUGAUUUUCUUGUACUGUGAAAUGUCCUGAUCGGAGAAAGACUUCAAAGCCAGAGUGGAACCUCUAUGGAGACGUGCUCGAAAACUCACAUUCCAGGAAGGCAAUCUUUUAUUUUGAAAGGCAGAACUUGAAACAGUUGAGACUCGUAAAGAUUAGUAAAAAAUUAAAAACACAAACAGAUGCAGACUUUUAUAAAUGUCACAUGUGCAGAACUUUUGCAGGGAAAAGCAGGAAUUCUUUCAAAGCUGCAAACCACAAUCUGUAUUCAUCUUAGCAUCAGCCUCACAUGUUCUUUGUAUUUAUGAAAGAUAUUGUAAUGGGGGCGGAGACUGUUAACUAACUAUGCAUCUGUAUGUGUUAAAUGAGUGCAGCUGUGAUGCAGAGCCUGUGUCACUCAUGUGCCUGCAGGUCACUCAGCAGCAAACACUUCAACUACCGGAAGAUAUUUUGACUCAGUUACUUGAUACAAGCUGCCUUUGUCUGAAAAGUUGCAUUUGUAAAUUAUAAGAGAACUUAUUUUUCAUUUAGUAGAAAUGUUUUCUGUGCAACUUUAAAAAAAUAAAGUGGAGUUUAUUUUGUAUGUAUUUGAGCUGAAGAAUAAAAGGAUUCUGUCUCAGGA